AUGCGGUGCGGUGGGGACCGCGGGCGCUACCUGGUGGGUCGGGCAAGGAGGGCCACCAUCUUCAGGGUAGAGGUUGUGCAGCAAGGCACGGCUCUGGAGGAGCGAGAGGUGGCGGGGAUCGGGGAGGAGUUGGGGCUGCUGGUGGAGGACAUCAUACAAGUGGUGGAGGUGGUGGCGGAGGAGUGGGAGCAGGUGCUGGCAGAGGAGCGGGAGGAGAAGCCCCAGGAGCAGGGGCUGGAAAUGCCUGGGCCGUGACCCAUGACUGCCUGGCCCCCGCUGGAGGCGCUGGAGGCCCUGCAGUUAGAGCUGAGCACUCUGAAUGCCCAAGCCAGCAGGGCCUACACUUGGCUCAAGCACAAGAUCGGUCAGAGGCAGAAGCCUCACUUGGAUUGCAGAAGGGCCAUCCUCCAGGGCAUCCCUGGCUUCUGGGCCAGAGCCGUUAUGAACCACCCCCAGAUGUUGGCCAUAAUCAAUGACCAAGAUGAAGACAUGCUUAGCUACAUGAUCCAUUUGGAGGUGCAGGAACUGGGCCAUCCCAGGCACCGCUGCAAGUUGAUGUGUUUUUUUUGGAACAACCCCUACUUCUGGAACAACGCGAUCAUUAAGGAGUAACACCUUAGCAUCGCUGGAUAUAGGGCGUCUCGUUACACUCCAGUCCAGUGGUUCUGGGAUUAUGAACUGGGAGCCCCCAGUCGCAGGCAGGACACCACCAGCCUUAACUUCCUCAACUGGUUGUCUGACCGCAACUGCCCAGGGUCUAACAGGAUUGCUGAGAUCAUCAGCGAAGACCUGUGGCCCAAUCCCCUGCACUACUACCCCAGGGAGGAAGGCUCCACUGGGACAGACCCGGAGAUGAAGGCACUGAGGGAGCAUCAGAGUUUGGCCAAAUAG
Molecule: messenger RNA, 891 nt
Organism: Balaenoptera acutorostrata (minke whale)
Lineage: Eukaryota; Metazoa; Chordata; Mammalia; Artiodactyla; Balaenopteridae
Product: testis-specific Y-encoded protein 1-like
Exons: 2
Biological process (GO): nucleosome assembly
Cellular component (GO): nucleus; chromatin
Molecular function (GO): histone binding; chromatin binding
Source: RefSeq, a predicted model, not a curated record